AUGCAGCCUCGGGCUCUCCGUGUUCUCUUGAUCGGAAUUGGGUUAGUAGUUCAGACAAGCUCGAUUCCACUUUGCCAUAAAACUAAGUCGACGUCGAACCUCGACAUCGAGGACUCUCACACCCUAGCGGAAGUGAUUCGCGCUCCUCGUAACAGAGCGACGGCUCCUAGUUCGAAGAAAGCAGCUAGUAAAAUCGAUCACAUCGAGGAACAGCAGCAACCAAGAAAAUUUACCCUUUACUUGUUCAAUGAUCCUGGUCAAAGGUCACCUACGGUGGGAAUAUCUACUCCGCGUCUUAGCACUUAUCCAGCCAAGCUUGUAGAUGACGAUAAACUAGGCGCGGCUGGGAAUCCGAAAGAUGUAGAAAGCUUACUGGACUGCCACGAGGCGCUUGACUCGGAAGAAGGUUCUUCAAAGCUCAAAGAUCUAGAAGGGAGCACGAAUUCAAACACAGGCUCCCUAGAAAUGUCUGGGUUCUUGAUUCAUAAAAGGGACGUCUCCGAUGCGAAUUCGACAGCAACAGCAACAACAAGUUUAACUAUUACUGCGGUGCCAAAUCCAGCCUCGGUGCUAGAUGGGACUUCAGUAUCGACCCCAUCAUUGGUUCCAACCUCACUAGAGGCCUCGGUUUCAUCUACCUCGUUACCAACUUCGGACCAAGUUGAUGCCGACGAGGGUAAAAGCCAUAUCAGUAAUAUAUCCUUGAGAGUAGAUGUUCCCCCGAGCUAUUUUAUUUCGGGAAAGAUGGUUAUAGAAUGUAGAUCGUCAGAGGCCAAUUAUCAAUCUUCUAGAAACACAGAACCACGAUGGGCAUUUCUCGACUGGCCAAAUUUUCAAGAGUAUGCCUCAAGGGACAAAGCGAUGGGAUCCAUAACUAGACGCACUACGUCUUUGGGUUUAGAAGGAAGUGUAAGAAGGGGCUCAGGUGUCCGACAUGCUUGUGCCAUUCGACGCGCAUACCCGGAGGAAUGCGCAUUAGUUUAUGGAUGCUAUUGUACUGCGCAGCUUCACGACAACCCAGACGCAAUAACAGGGGCUUCGGUGGCGGAUUACCAACAAGCGUUAGAUAACUUACCGGAAACAAUUAAAAACUCUAACGAGGGGUUCCGGUUCAAUGCUGGUGCGCGCGUCGGCGGCUUGGAUAAUUGGAUUACCUUCACAGAUGCCCUAAGACUGUAUCCCACAGCCAAUCGUCCGGGCCCCUUCAGCGGAUUUGAAUUCAUCGCGGAAACCCCACCUCCGACUUUCCAGAGAACUAAGACCCCCGGUUCUGGUCGGGUGGCUGAUCCCUUAUUAUACGUGGAUGAAGACGACCCGGAAAUAGACGAAGCUGGGUUCCAGAACUGGUUCGGCCCCGGGAAUAAUAAUUUUGGUUACCCUGAACCCAAGUAUCGUGGAAGUACUUCUCAUCUCAAAGGCCCCAGGGACCCAAAUCAAGAUGAGUAG
This is a messenger RNA of Orbilia oligospora ATCC 24927, 1446 nucleotides long. RefSeq lists its product as uncharacterized. The record is from RefSeq and is a predicted model, not a curated record. NCBI's taxonomy places the organism in Eukaryota, Fungi, Ascomycota, Orbiliomycetes, Orbiliales, Orbiliaceae. The transcript has 5 exons. The coding region runs from base 1 to 1446 and encodes 481 amino acids.